Molecule: messenger RNA, 6321 nt
Organism: Triplophysa dalaica
Lineage: Eukaryota; Metazoa; Chordata; Actinopteri; Cypriniformes; Nemacheilidae
Product: zinc finger and SCAN domain-containing protein 21
Exons: 5
Coding region: 1402-2778 (458 amino acids)
Cellular component (GO): nucleus
Source: RefSeq, a predicted model, not a curated record
GUGCAAACCAGCGACGGGAAAAACCUGCAGUAUUUCUCAAACGCCUGCCAGACUGCAUCUCAAAGCUGCAGCAGUCCUUGCGCUGGCUAAGGAUGACACGGGACCUGAAGAGUGAAAGUGGAGAUCAGAGUAAUAACCACUGUGUUAGUGUCAGGCCAACACAGUCUUCCUCUGCUGCUAAGAACAGGAACCAGAGCUGCGGUAACGUGGCUACGGGGAGUUUUUAUCGUGCAGUUUUAUCACACCCAAAAGACCAGCUAAGUGGUUAAAGUUAUAUCAUGCUUUUUGUUACCAAAGGAUAUAACAUAAUAGAAAAUAAAAGAGUAACACUUUACAAUAAGUGUAAACAAUUUAUAAAGCUUUUCAGCAUGUAAUGCCAAAAUAAUAGUUCAUGUUCACUGUGUACUAACUUAUGUUAUCAGGUACAACUUGUUAUUUUAAGAAAUCUGAAAAUUACUAAAAUAAAUAAAUGCUGUAGAAGUAUUUUUAUUGUUAGUUUAUCAUAGCUAAUGUAUUUAAUAAAGACAUUAUUGUGUUUUAAUUUUAAGAAAUGUUACUUGUUACAUUACACACUAUUGGGUUACAAACAUGUCGCCAGCUCAGUUACCACGCGCAGACGGGACACGUUUGAAUAUAUUAUACCCUGCCAUGAUACUCGCACCGCCCCCCCUUAGAUCAUACAAUGCCUGUUUACCGUAAUCAAGGUAGAAAACGCGCAAAACCCGUUGAGUUCGGUGGCAAAAUGUGAUUCUUUGGCAAUAAUAACAAUAUCGAAUUAGAGCAACGCACGUGUCUCUUCUUUAAUAUAUAUAUAUUUCAAUUAAACCAAAUUAUCAUAAAAUGAUAUUUAGUUAUUACACAUGUAAUAAAUCAUGUACGCACCUCGCUCACUUUUCCCUGAAAAAAUGUCCAAAAAUAAUGAAUUCCAUUUAAAAAUACUAUUUACGAACUAUCAACUACACAGUUCUGCAUUUUGAGACAUAUUACAUUAAGAUACAAUAAUGCUUAAUUGGUUCCCAUCCGCCAGAUAAAAUACCCCCACUACCAGUUGAGAUCCCAAACUUCCAUUCAAUCCAUUAUAAAUCUGUGAUGCUGCUGCUCAUUUCUGGGUUAUGUGCGCAGUAUGUUUUCAUAGGCUACUUGAGCCAAAAUGGCGUCUUGGCUGUCUGAGACGUGCUUUAACGUGCUUGCGUAGCAGUCGCACUCCGUCUGCGACCUCACCAAGUGCACUACGGUACAGCAUCCGAAGGGGUGUAUACACAUACACGAUGCGUUUCGAGAGAAAGGUGUAACUGUUCGUCUCCAGGCAGUUGUUCCGCAGGACUUCUGUACAUUUAACACUAUUUUGGGGGUUUGGAAGAAGAAGAAUGAGAGAAGUCUUCCGACGUAGCACGCGUAAACAUGAACGUUGCCCUGUACAUCUCGUUUUUCCAAGGUCAGCUGGAGUCCGCGCUCGAGCAGGUCGUGCAGCUCGCCGUUCAGGAAAUCACCAAGACCGUCGGGGCCACUCUGAAUUCGAUGCUGUUGGAAACGUCCACCAAAGAGAAGGAAAACCAGCGCUUGAGGGCGACCCUUCAGUCCCGGAAGCAGGACGGUGCAGGGAAAGGGAAAAGCAAUGCGUCUAAGGGAAGAAAAGAGACAAAGCAACACGCCCCCAGUCAAAGCUCUGAAUGCGGCGCGCAGAGCGAAACGCUCCGGCGUGAGCAGAAGGGUCGAGCGGUCGGUCAGUUGAAAGCUGUUAUGGAACACGUCCUGGUUUUCGCCGUUUGCGAGCUGACCAAAAUAGUGGAAGACAGCUUUGACGACCUGCUCGUGGAGUUCACCGAGAAAGAACGGGAAAACCAGAUACUGAAAGAUCAGUUGCGGGAUCAAAACGAAGAGGAGGACGAUGAGUUGGUCGGUGGGCAAACGAAGGAUUACUACAACGACUCCGACUCUCCCAGUAGUUCCAAAGUGGAAAGGCGAGAUAGCUCACAGGAGCCGUUGUCCAAAAAAGGACGAGAAAAGGAGCCCGCUGAAACUACCAAUGAACCAGACAAGCAGACCGUCAUUGCUGUUGCGCAGGACUGGGUGCCGAUUCUCGAUAAAGUGUUCGGUCAGAAGUGGUGCAGUGACCUCUGGCAGAUCAAAGAAGUCACCAGUGAGGAGGAAUGCACCGCGCUGGGCUCGGGUUCGAUGACGGAUGUGGACAGCUUGAUUCGAGAGACGCUCAUGCCGUCCUGCCUGGCCACCCAGAAGAAGCUUGACGUGGUACAGCCUCCGUGGUCGCAGUCGGAAGAAAUGGAAGUCCUUUCUCUUUCAGCGGACUCAAGAGGCAUUGUUAGUUCCACAGGUGACGAUUCUCAUAUCAGAUCUUCCUCCAUGUUACAAAGACUCCUGACUCUCCCGUCACAGUUGCUCGAGGGCGACGAGGAGUCCAUGGAUGCUGCACCCAGUUUGGAAGCGUCCCUGGAUCCGGCCGUUCCUGAAAUGUGCGGUGAACCCAAGAGCGAUCGGACCCCAGCGACUAUAAAAAGGGAACAAAGGAAUGAAGAAAAGGAAGAAGAUGAGCCGGACGAGGACGAUGACGAUGAGACGAAACAGUCGAAACACAAAGGUAGGAGGAAAGCUCAUGUGUGCAAAGAGUGUGGCAGAAAGUUCAGCCGUACACAUCUUCUCAGAGCUCACCGGCUGACACACGAGGAGACGGCAAACCGAUGCUCGCAGUGCGGAAAGAGCUUCUCGCAGCCGUCAAAGCUCCAAGCUCACUUACGGACGCACGCUGCCAAAGCAGUAUGAAAACACGCAGAAGAUAAAGAAACCAACUUUCUGCGAUUUACGAAAGGAGUGAGCUUGGGUGUUGUUUGUUUGGGCGAGAGGUUUCGGAUGUGAAUUUGAUUCCAGCCUGUCGGUCAGAUUUUGGUGUUUCAAAUCCAUUUGAAGUUUUUGUGAUGGAAAUAAAACAUCUACAUCACAUUGUAGCCUUUUUGUUCAUUUUAAGGUACACUGAUGUCACGAAAAAAACAGCGAUUUGUUUACCUCCAUUUCCGUUUCUUUUCAGUGUAGAAAGAAACAAACUCUGAAAGAAGUGUAAACAUCAGAGAAGGGUUGUGCCGACCACCAUUUUUCGUACAGACUACAUCUGUAAAUACUUCAGUGAUGUCAGAUGAAGCUGAAUGUGAAUUACAACACUCGAGCUAAGAAGGGAAAGAUGACCGAUGCUCAAACUCAAACUGGUCUUCGUACACCCCUCUGAAUGUGAACAGAUGAACGAUCAAAAUUCACCAUCGUUUCUGACAGUCUUCUGACUUUUCUUUAACAUAAAAUACCUCUGUUUUUAGUUCUUGUUCUGGAGUUUUUUAAAGAACUCGAGUUAUGUCAUGAAAUUUUAUUCAACUUAACAACAAGCAGACUUGACGACGACAACAACCAUGCGGUUUUUGGUUUGAAGGUGACAAUAAAUAUGAAUUAUUGUGUAAUGUGCAACCGAGGUGAUAUCUUCUUGAGGCAUGAAGAAAUGGAUGUGUUGAAGACACGCCAGAAAGAUCAAGUUGUGACGGAGGAAAUGGUUAUAGCACAGAAACUUGACGUUCAGUAUGAUUGCCUCCGUUUGCAUCCCCUUCAUUGACUUUCAAAAGAGCUGAUGACGGGAGAUCACACACCUGUUGUAGAUAUUACAGAAGUUAACUAAACCAUUGUAGCGUCUUCCUGUGCUAAUCGUGCGUAGUUCUUGAAUGGAUGUAUAUAGAGACAAUAAAUGCUGGUUGUCAAAUAUCGUUUUCCCAAUAUUGGUGGUAUCUGGGAUUGUAACGGAUUAUAGAGUCUUCCUUACGGAAGGAAACCUCCAAUCGACCCCGUCUCAUGUACACACUGAAUCUGAGGUCUCACUCUACAAAAUAAAACGCACAUUCACAGACGUUUUACCAAAUCUGUCAGUAAUAAACAUGAUGGAAAAGUACAAGGUAUUACUGUUACUCUCAGACCCAUACCUCAUCGCUGGGACCAUGUUUUUUUUGGGACGUCUGCAGCUCCAGGAGUUCUGGUCAAAAACGUUUACGAAAAUGGGACCGGCUUAUUUGUUUGCCUACUUUUUGUUCGUGUUUUUAUUGGGAUAUAAUGGAAAGUGUGGCUUGUUUUGUUUGCAGGUACCUUUUUAGCUAUAUGUCCACGCAAGGAGGUACCAAGAAUAUGCAACCAAAAUUUAAUGAAGGGAAACAUGUUUGGAGCGUACGUAGUUGUGCUAUAUGAGCUCAUUUAAAUGAAAUCUAAACAGUUACCCAAUUUUAUUUUGUAUUAUGGUGUUGGGUGUAAUGAUCGGGGUUAGGGAAGCACCAAUAUAUACAUUUUGGCCGACAACCAUAAGGAAGCUAAUAACUGAUAUAUUGGCCGAUUUACAGUAUCUUAAUAUUAAUAUAAUUUUUUUCUGAGCCUGAAACAAAAGGUAAAAAGUUGACAACUGCUCUUAUUUUAAAUUAUUGACCUCAGAAAACAAGGUAACAUUUCAUUAUUUUCUCUAAAAAUCAUGUACCAAGCCUACUUUAAACUAGAUAAAGAUUUUGUUUAACUUUUCUGGUAUAGUUGUAAUGUAAUAAGCAAAUUAUAGAUGUUCUUCCAGAGCAACCCAAAACAUGUCUAACAGGUCCUGGACUACAUUCUUUAAUGGUGGGUUAGUGGGAAGAAUUGGGGUGGGGUGUUAAUGUUUUAUUUAGCACUCUUAUUUUUUUGUAUGUUAUAAAUUUAGCAGAUAUAUGUGUUUCUUAUUAUUACCAAUAAUUCUGCAUAUCUGCCGAGCCAUCAAACCCGAAUAAUAAGCAAUUAUAUUUUUUAACAAUAACUAUUACUACAAGGAUAAAGCUAUAACGAUAACAAUACAGCUAUAUUAACUAAAACGAUAACGAUAUUGUUGGAAUCACUUUCAUGCCUAUUAUUUUGUCAGCUGAUCACAUUCAAUCAAAAUCCAUUCAAAUGUAAAGGGCUCACGCACUUAAAAUGUGAAACAGCAGUGUACAAGCUUACAAAAAACAAAAUGCUAUUGACGUUAAUAAAAUUAUCGCUAUAGUUAUCGUUCUCGGUGUGAACGGGCCUUUGUUGUUACAGCAGUACAUAUGUUUGAUGUAUUAAGAUAUACAGAAUAGAUUCCACUUGGGGAUGUUAAACUAAUCGAUCAUUACAGUUCAUUACAAUCAAUGCUAAGAAGGAAAUGACAUGUUUAAGCGAGUUUUGUUAUUUCCGCAAAUACGCCCAGAGCUACUAUAAGUAAAAUGAAUAUUUGAAAGACUGUUGCAAUGUUAUAUGGCUGUACUGUAAGUAUGCCAGUUUCCCAUCUAUUUAUGAGCGUUAAUAGAAAGAUCAUCAAAUAAAAAGCGUAGCAUGUAAUAGCGCUUCACAAACUACAUUGCAACGUUGUGCAGUACGUAGUGCAGUUCUCCACAAGCCUGAAAAACUGUAUGUAUGUUUAUCUGAGGUCACUGGGUUUCCUUUUUGUUCAGAGGCUUGUUUUGAUAUCAUGGAGGAUUUUAUCUUUUAGUAACAGGAGGAACAACUGUCUGCCAAACACUUUGUCAAAUGUUACGACCUUCUUUCAUGCAGUCAUUUGCCCAGAUAACUGCAUUGUCUUAUGAUCACAAACUACUUGAGCAUUUUGUUGUUUUGUUUUGUUAUGCAGGUUAACUGUUUUUCAGCUCUUUUAUAUCGGUUUAAGAAAUGUUGAUGUACGUGGUAGAAAAUUGUAACAGACCAAUUGGAUUAACUCUUUUCCAAGGAUCAUGAUUGGCAGGUGUCUUAUUAUACAACAUGGUAGCUCUAAAUGGAUUAUAUAGCAGAACAUCUGACCAAAAAAUGCCAAGUAUUAUUAUGAACCAUUGUUUUUAUAUAUAUAUUUUUGAGUUUGUCGCACUGUUCCUUCACGCAUCCAUACCUCAGUGUUGUUUGUAAGCAUUAUUACCUCAGAACUCGUUCUGGUUUGAUCAUAUUAACUUUUUCAUUUUGCUGUUGAGAAGAUUUGUAACAUUGAUUUUGGCACGGGAUGAAUGAGAACUGUCUACAUUUCUGAUUCAUGUAUGGUCAACAACCACAGUUAUAGAAAAUCUUACUAAACCUUUACUUUUCAUGUCGCAUAAAAUAUUUGGUUCCGAUUUAUGAUGGAUUUCUGUGUAGUUGUUUUCGUUUCAAUGGUUUAGAUUUUUUUUUAUUUUGAGGAUAGUUAAAACCAUCAUUAAAUUGCUACUUUUCCAAGAAAUUGUUUAUCCUUUACUGAAAUAUCUUUUAAUGUGACUGGAAGUAAAUUUGAAUUUGAAUCUGUAAAUUUGAAUUAUGGCAAUACAUUAAACGUUGGAAACUGCA